Messenger RNA from Haemorhous mexicanus (house finch), 358 nucleotides. It is a transcript of the gene LEAP2, whose product is annotated as liver enriched antimicrobial peptide 2. NCBI's taxonomy places the organism in Eukaryota, Metazoa, Chordata, Aves, Passeriformes, Fringillidae. The record is from RefSeq and is a predicted model, not a curated record. The transcript is spliced from 3 exons. The coding region runs from base 62 to 307 and encodes 81 amino acids. Gene Ontology annotation, biological process: antimicrobial humoral immune response mediated by antimicrobial peptide; defense response to bacterium.
CUGGAGCUCUUUGUGCCUCCUCUGCCCACAGCUGCUCCAAGUGACAGCUCUCGCUGGGAAGAUGCACUGGUGGAAAGUGAUGGCAGCCCUUCUGCUCUGCUCACUGCUGCUCAGCCAGAGCCACAGCGUGUCCCUGUCCCCGAGGCAGCCCCAGGCCCAGCCCCGCAGUGCCCGGCAGCGGCGCAUGACGCCCUUCUGGAGAGGAGUGUCCCUGAGACCCAUCGGGGCCUCGUGCAGGGACAACAGCGAGUGCCUCACCAUGCUCUGCAGGAAAAACCGCUGCCUCCUCUCCACGGCCUCGGCAUGAGCUGGCACCAAGCACAGCCUGCACUGUUACUGCUGACCAUGCUCCACACAC